Molecule: messenger RNA, 2597 nt
Organism: Malania oleifera
Lineage: Eukaryota; Viridiplantae; Streptophyta; Magnoliopsida; Santalales; Ximeniaceae
Product: glutamyl-tRNA(Gln) amidotransferase subunit B, chloroplastic/mitochondrial
Exons: 11
Coding region: 452-2095 (547 amino acids)
Biological process (GO): mitochondrial translation; glutaminyl-tRNAGln biosynthesis via transamidation
Molecular function (GO): glutaminyl-tRNA synthase (glutamine-hydrolyzing) activity
Source: RefSeq, a predicted model, not a curated record
CGAGCCCUAGCUGCCUGCUGCCCUAUUCGAUUCUUCAUUUGUGCGUGGCGAACGUCUCUGCUCAGAGAGCCAACGUCUCUGCUCAGAGAGCCAACACUUCAUUGUGGCCUUCUUCUUCGACCCUUCGAAGCCCUCUGGCCUUCGUGAGUUGGUCUUCUACACUGCGAACCAGCAGGAGCCCUUCGCGAGUUCGUCACUUCGUCAGGAACUUCGCGAGUUCAUCGUGGACAUUUUCAAACCAGAAGGAGCUCCUCGCAAGCUCGUCUUUGAGCGUUUGUGAGUUCGUGAGUUCAUUUGCGUCGAAGUUCGAAUUUGUCUACUGGAGUCCCAACCAACUCAUAAGCUUCUCUCAGCUGCAGACGAAGAGGAGCAAUUUUCCAAGUCCAGCGGCAAUCAGCAGAAGCAGUCAUCACUUUGUUUGAUGCCCAAACUUGGUUAAAAAGCGACUUUGAUGGCUUCUACAUUCUUCAGAGGGAUUCAAACUUAUGGCCUCUUAUUCUUUCCAUCAGCAUCGCUAAGGAGAACUGGUUUUUUUUAUUGUACGAUGAAAAGUACACAAACUCAUGCUAAAACCCAUGGCAAGCCACCGCCAGAGACUAAAGUCACGCAACAGUCUCAGAGCAAAACCCUUGAUAGAUUCUCACAAGAUUAUGAAGCAGUUAUUGGUAUAGAAACACAUGUUCAGCUCUCCACUCUCACCAAGGCUUUUUGUAGCUGCCCGUACAAUUAUGGGUCUCCACCAAACACCACUGUUUGUCCCAUUUGCAUGGGUCUGCCUGGCGCAUUGCCAGUUUUGAAUUCAAAGGUCAUUGAGUAUGCAGUGAAAGUCGGUCUUGCUCUCAAUUGUCAUUUGUCUCUCAACUCAAAGUUUGAUAGGAAGCAGUACUUCUAUCCAGACCUUCCAAAGGGUUAUCAAAUUUCUCAGUUUGAUCUCCCAGUUGCAACUAGUGGUUUUAUUGAUUUGGAUUUGCCAGUUGAGUUUGGUGGUGGGCAUAGAAGGUUUGGAAUAACCAGAGUUCAUAUGGAGGAGGAUGCUGGAAAGCUACUUCAUUCAGGAAAUGAGAGUCACUCCCAGGUUGAUUUGAAUAGAGCAGGGGUACCUUUGCUUGAGAUUGUUUCAGAACCUGAUAUGCGAACUGGUAUUGAAGCUGCAGAGUAUGCUGCAGAGUUGCAGAGAUUGGUUCGAUAUUUGGGAGUGAGUAAUGGCAAUAUGCAAGAAGGUUCACUUCGUUGUGAUGUGAAUGUCUCAGUUCGACCGCUUGGACAGUCAGAGUAUGGGACAAAGGUUGAGAUAAAGAACUUGAACUCGUUUUCAUCAAUAAACAGGGCAAUUGAUUUUGAGAUCUCGAGGCAGGUUUCUCUGUAUGGUCAUGGUCAGGGUGAUCAAGUUGUUCAGGAAACUCGACUCUGGGAAGAGGCUGCUCAGAAAACAAUUACAAUGAGAAAAAAGGAAGGCCUUUCUGAUUAUCGAUAUUUCCCAGAGCCAGACCUUCCAGAAGUUGUUCUCACUAAAGAAUAUGUGGAUAUUAUUCGGGAUUUUUUACCAGAACUUCCAGAAAUGAAGCGCCGACGGUAUGAGAAAAUGGGCCUAAGCAUGCAAGACAUACUUUUCCUCACCAAUGAUACAAGUGUUGCAGAUUUUUUUGAUGCGACUGUUGGAAAGGGUGCUGAUGUGAAGCUGGCUACCAAUUGGAUAAUGGGUGAUAUUGCUGCCUACAUGAAAAAUGAAAAGGUGUCUAUAAAUGAGGUUAAGCUUAGCCCUCAAGAGCUGGCGGAGCUGAUAGCUUCCAUAAAAGGUGGUACCAUUAGUGGAAAGAUUGGGAAAGAGAUACUGUUUGAGUUAUUGGCCAAAGGGGGAACUGUCAAGGGAUUAAUUGAAGAAAAGGAUUUAGUUCAGAUUGUAGACCCUGCUGUGAUUGGGAAAAUGAUAGAUAAAGUGCUUGUGGAGAACCCAAAGCAGCGGCAGCAGUAUCGCAAUGGAAAGACAAAGCUUCAAGGAUACUUUACUGGCCAGGUAAUGAAAGAAUCAAAGGGUAAGGCAAAUCCAGGCCUGCUGAGCAAGAUCCUUUUAGAGAAAUUAAAUGCUGGCAGCUGAUAAUUUGGAAUGCAGACUGCUGCUAUGCUGGCAAUGUGAUUUUGCUGACACAGCAGUCUGAAGAGUUGGUGACAAUGAGCCACAUUGCAUCUGGUAGCCAGCAAAAUUGGUAGACUGCACAUGAGAGAUGCCAACAGCUUCCUUUAUUGAAUGGGUGUAGCUUGCUACAGCAACAUAUUGGUUGCGAGCCAUGCAAAAUGUGGAAGAGCUGUCUAAUACAGGGUGACAUUGAUUACCUUUCCCAUUUUAUUCUUCUUGAUGCUAUUUUGUUAGCUUUAGAUGGUUGCCAGUCCCACUGAUCAUGAGUUAAAAUUUAUCGUCAUCAUAUGAUGUUUAUUUGUAUCUUCUAGGUUUAGCAAUUGAAACUCUUUUUCAGCUUUGGCUGGUUAAUCUGGUGUAUUGAAUAUGGCCCCUUACAUACUACAUGAUUGUAAUUACAUUGUAAUAAUUACCCACUGUACCGUGUUUAAUUAUUUUAUAUAUUAGCCAUUUUUUUAUUUAA